AUGCUGCUCGAAAAGAUUGCUCAUCAGAACGUGUUUGAGAGACAGCUUAUCUACAAAAGGGAUCCCUACCCACCAGCGGAUUCUGGUCUUGUGGCCUUUCGAGUGGAUGGUGAGCGCUUCGAAGUGCUCGAACAGACGAUCCGCGCCAAAGGCGACACGUUGUUGGCCACGCUGCUGGAUGACCCGCAACACGAUGCCAUGCCGGAGAUCUGCGUGGAAGGGAACAAGCAACGCUUUCGAUACAUCCUCGACUGGUAUCGCUAUGGCUCCAUCCUGCUGCCGCACAGCAUCAGCCUCGCUGAGAUGCGACGGGACUGUGCUUUCUUCCAGCUGCCAGACGAUCUACCCAUCCAACGUGAACAACCCACGCUGAUGGAAAGUUUAUGUUGCGCGAACCGAUUCUACAGGACCUUGAAAGACAUCAAACAGGAGUGUGUUGAACGGCAGCAAUCGGCUCAGAACGAGGUGGCAGCCAUGACGCUGGUGCAAGAACUCCUGCAAAAGAUGCAAGAGUCCUUGGCCUUGGCGAAGGGCAACGAAGACGUCGUGCUUCGCAUUGACAAUCUCUUCGAUGACAAGAACGGGCUCUUCCAUGACACCAAAAUGGAAGCAGUUGUGACCGCUGCGACGGAGAUGCUACAAAAGCACGGCUACGUGGUGAAGGGCGAGGAGAAGAAGCACGGAAUUCGACGUUGCGCAUGGAUCUUCCGACUGACUCUCAAGGAGUCAACCUCCAUGUGCGACGACGAGGACGAAAGCAUCGAUCGUCUUGAUGAGCACUGGAACAGCACCCUUGGUUCGGAAAGCUAUGCCGAAAACAGGACCCUGCAAUCCUCCCGAGGGGCCCUCCAGGGGCCCGCCGUGCCGCAGAUCCCUGGGUCUUUGAGAAGUGGCCGCGUGGCGGUGCGCCUCUCAGAAGCUGGUCCUCGACUGCGCUUGCUGUUGAUCAAGGCAGAAGAGGGGGUAUGCACUGGUGGUGUGAUGUACCACCGCUUCCUGACGAAGACUCCCUCGCAACAGCAGGUGCUCCAAGAACGCGCACGACAGCGUCAAAAGCUCAAGGAACGCAAUGCUCGGCUGGAAGCCAAGGCCAAGGCCAAGGCGAAGCAGGGCAAGCGAAAGAGGGAGAAAGCAAAGGAUGAUGACGAUGAUGAAGAGAAGCCGGCGAGCACUGUUCCUAAGUAUCGCUUUGAGAAGGAUGUCUUCAAAGGCAUGAAUCGACUGGCGCAGGCCUUCGCCUGCUAUGUGACAGAUCGGUCACUCCAUGAGUUGAAGAGAGAGCAGACCUCUAAGGCGCACGGCGUUUUCGAUCGCAGCUUCAGUAAAGUUCUGCGAAAGACGCUCACAGUAGGGGGCCUGGCGGAACAUGUCAUGCGCUUUCUGCAGCAAGACAUGCCGCAGUUGGCCAAUAAGUUGGCGUCGCUUCACCCAGAUAAGAUGCCAGAGGACUUCAAGCCGAGCUCUGUCAAGUUGCUGAAGCAGCUUCACGAACAGAUUGAGGUCAAUGAGAGCUUUCCCGAGCCAGAUUGGAAUCCCAGGGAUGGCGAUUUCAGUCCAGAAGGAGUCAAGAAGCGAAAAGCCGCGGAAGCGCAGGACGAUGCGGAGACCAAGGAGAAGCCAAAGAAGGCCACACGCAGUCUCUCGGCCUUCUUCACCAAGACGACUCCGCAAAAGGAGAGUGGCCCGGCAAGACGCUUCCUGAGAUUUGAGCAACCUGUGGGGCGACCAUCAGCAUCCGGGGCGGCAGCAGGUUGCUGUAGGCUUUGGGCAUUGUGCUACCGCAAUGCGGGGGAACAAAAAGCCGUUCGUUUGCCGCUCUGGGGACGGGUGUGUGCU
Molecule: messenger RNA, 1836 nt
Organism: Cladocopium goreaui
Lineage: Eukaryota; Dinophyceae; Suessiales; Symbiodiniaceae
Source: the annotation of a GenBank genome assembly